UAUAUAUAAAAAUGGCAGCCUCCAUGUAAAAGAAAUUCUAGAUUCUGUUUGUGCAUAUUGCACUGUUAAAGAGAUAGAAUGUCUUCUACGUUAACUGAUCAAUCGCCUCCUGAACCAGAUAAAGUGGUAGUUCAAGAAAUAAUUAACACAAUCAAGUCACAGGGCGUUUUUGAUCAGUUUAGGAAAGAAUGUCUUGCUGAUGUUGACACAAAGCCAGCAUAUCAAAAUUUACAGCAAAGAGUAGAAAACUAUGUAACAAGAUUUUUGUCAAAACAACAAUGGAGUCCAAAUUUGAGCAAAAAUCAACUUCGAGAAAAUCUUCGAAAGCAGAUCAACCAAUCUGGGAUGUUAACUAAUGGUGUAGAACGUAUUAUUGAACAAGUAGUUAAUCCAAAAAUAUUUCAGUUUAUUAAACCAAGAAUAGACGAAGUUGUAUGUCAACAUUUAGGUAUUGAUCCAAAACAAAGACAAGAGGAGUUACAUCAACGUAAAUUACAACAACAAUCGUCACAGCUUGGAAAUGCAAAUAACAGGUUACCUGCUGGUUAUAAUCAGAAUUCACCAUAUACACAGCCCACAAACUGGCAACAACAAAUGCCAUUUGGUUCUCAAAAUAUUCCAGUGAAUUUAGCCUUUCCUCAGCAAUUUGGUUUUAAUCCACUUCAACCUACAUUUCCACAAAUACCAGGAUGGGGUGGACUUUAUCCUCCAGGAUUGGAACCAUUUAAUGCAUCUGCUCCACCCCCAGGGGUUCCACCUAUAGGAAGCAUGGCUGCUCCGCCACUUCCAACCGAUCAACCAAUUGCCCCGGGAACAGAGCAAGCGCCACUACCCCCUCCUAAUGACCCAGCACCCCCUCAAGAUUCAGCUACACCUCCACCACCUGGUCCCGAUGAACCACGGAGCAAAACACCAGAGUCUAAAGCACAAGAUGGAAUGUCUAAAACAUCAGGAUCUCCAAUGGAUUUGGAUGAAAAUAGUCGUGGAUCUUCCAUCACUGAGGUGGAAAUGGCGGAUGUGGAGGUUGAAACAGUGACUGUUACUGCUGCAGAAAAAAAUGUUGCAAAUAAAACAAAUGAAAAUAUUAAUGAGAAUAAUAAAUCUAACAAGAAGCAAUAUAAAUUUGCUUGGAGUAAGGACACUGGUGAAGAAGAUAUUUCAGACUCAGAACUGAGCUCGAUUCAUACCAGUGAUUUAUCAUCAUUUGAAUAUUCAUCAUUAAGUGAUAGUGAGGAGGAUGAACUGUCCAUACAGAAAUCACCCUUCAAAUCUCCUGUCAAGCCUUUGAAAGAAAUCAGCAAUAAAGAGGAGGUUACUCUAGGAAAAGAAACUAGUGAACAAUCUAAAAUUAAUAAUGAAGAAGCCAGUUUAUCAACACCACCUAAACCUAGAAAACUUCUAUCUUUAACAUAUAAUCUUAGUGAUAGUGAUGAUGAGGAGACACGAGAAGAGAGGAAAGCCAGAAUUGCCAAAGAAAAAGCUGAAAGGUAUCAUAAGAGAAUACAAAGAAGAGCUGAUAUUGAUGCUAAAAAGAAGGAAAAGGAGGAGGAAAGAGCCAGAUUGAGAGAAGAAAGAAAGAAAAAACAAAAACAAGAAUCAGAAUUAGAAACCUCCCGAGAUGAAAGGACUGAAAGCUCACAAAAUGAAUCAAGAACUGAAGAUCAAAUUUCUUCAUCUAUGGAUACUGAAGAUGAUAAAAAAGAAAAACCAGUUAAAAAGCGCAAAACUAAAGAAGAGAGGAAAGAACAGUUAUUGCAACAGAAACGUCUGGGACUUCGGAGACAUAGAACAAGAAAUAGACGAUACACAUCAGAGGAAUUUACAUCAAUAUUUACAGAACAAAAACAACCCUUCUCUAGUCGAAAUUAUUCUCAAGAUAUGGAGGAAUUAGAGACUGAAAUAAUAGAAACUGAGACAAUCGAAAUAGAUAAUACUAUGAAUUAUACCAUGGAAAACUUUGAAGUCAGUGAAAUUGAAAUGCCUGUUCAGAGUCCUCCAACACCAACUCAAGAUGAGUUAUGUCCCCCUGAAAAUGUAGCAGAUAUCCCUUUACCUGAUAGUCCCCUGCCUGUUAUUGAACUACCACAAUCAGCUCUUAUGUCGGUUACUUUAGUUCCUAAGUUUGACGAGUCACAGACUAUAGUUCAGCCACAUUCUCCAUCAAGUGACAUUUCUGAGAAUUCUAAAGCUGGCUCAGAUAAAUCUGGUGCGAGGAAGAGAAAUAUCUCUGGUGAAAGCAGUCAUUCAGAAAAGGCAGCGACUCGAAGAUCUCAGAGAAAUUUAGCAACAACUGAACCUACAGCUACAAGAUCAAGGCGUGAAUCAAUGAGAGGGAAAUCCCCAGAAGGCAGUCGAUCUAAAACUAGUCAACGUUAUGAUACAUCUGAUUUAUAUAAACCUAGAAUUAGUCAUCGUAGACCCUGUACUCCACCAGUUUCUAGAGGAUCAGAUGUAUCCAUCUCACCAAGUGUUGAAACAAGAUCAUCUAAAAGACUGGCAUCAACAGAAACUAUACCAGAUCCAGAAAAAUUCAUAGAAAAACGAGAGAGUAGUUCAGAGUCUGUGACUGAGUUAGAAGAUGGUAGUGUAUCUGUUUCCUGUACCCUUGAAGUUUUACAAGGGGCUUUAGAAGUUGUUGAUGUGGAAAGUGGACAAUUGAAAACACUAUCAGCAGAAAUGGUGGAAUCUUCAGUUAUUAGUAUGGGAGAAACAGAAGUGAUGGAAACAGAUGUAAUAACAGAAGAACAAGUAACUGAAGUAUCUGUGACAACCGAAGAAGUUCCUGAAGAACAAACUGAAAUAUGUGUAGAAGAUUCAAAACAAGAUGAUGACUCAGUCUCCAUUGAAAUAUUAUCUGUGAAAGAUGAUCAAAAAUCUUCUAAAUCAACAUCCAGGGCAUCAUCUAGGUCUAGAUCUGCUAGAACAUCUAGAACAUCAUCUAAAUCACGAUCACAUUCCAGAUCACGUCGUUCCAGAUCCCUUGGUUCAAGAUCCCCUCGUUCUCGUUCUAGAUCAAAGUCUCUUUGCUCUCGUUCCAGAUCUAAAUCUCAUUCUAGACGAUCCAGAUCAUAUUCCAGGUCACGGUCUUACUCCAGAUCAAGAUCUUACUCCAGAUCACGGUCAUAUUCAAGGUCAAGAUCCAUAUCAAGAUCAAGAUCAUACUCCAGCUCUAGAUAUUCAAAACGUUCUUCCAAGUCAAGAUCAAGGUCAAGAAUGAGAUCAAGAUCCAAAUCGAAAAGUACAGAAACAAUAUCUGAAGAAGAGGAGGAUGGAGAACUAUUUGUUAAGAGAAGGAAGACACCAAUAGAUCAGGUUUAUUUUGGUGAAGCUGAGAGAAGAGUAAGAGAGAUUGUACGGAAACCUGUAACAGAAGUCAAUUUUGGUUUAGCUGAACAACAUGCCAGACAUAGAACACAGUGGAACCCUGGAUGGCAACAAAAACCAUUGAAAACUAGGGGAGGUAUGUUUCAGCAGAAGAAUUAUAGAGGUUCUCAAAGAGGAUCAUAUUCUGAUCAAAGAGGUUUAAGCAGAUCUGAUGAUUUGAGUAGAUCCCCCACUAAAGAAGCGUAUAUAUCUCCUAGUAAACGGUAUUAUAGUCCUGGUGAUUCAGACCCAUACAAACCAUCCUCUCCUACUUACAGACCAAUAUCACCCGGCCCUUUUGUACCAGCUUCCCCAACUGAAUCAAGAUCUUUUCGUCCGUUAUCACCAACACCAAGAGCAAGUUUCAGACCCCCGUCCCCAGGUUCACCUAUAGCACGAUCUAGCUAUCGUCCCCCAUCUCCGUCUGGAGGACGCCAAGGAUUUCGUCCCCCAUCACCAACAGACACAAGAACUAGUUUUAGAUCAUCAUCUCCUACUGGUUACCAUUCAGCUUCUCCCUACAAGCGACCGUCAUCUCCACGAACCACCUACAGGACCAACUCUCCUACAUCAACAUCAAUGUCCGGUUACAAAUCAGAUCCUUGUAGACCACUGGGUCGACCUUUGACCCCACCGACUAUUUCUGCCAAUUUACAAACAUCACCAAUAUCAUCUUCACCAUCUGAAGGUCAAUGUACACCAAGUCCUGAAUACGAGGCACCAGAAACUAGAGGAAGAUCUUCAGUAUCAUCACCACCAAUAGAUCAACCUAGUAGAGGAAGAAGACCUAGAAGUCCAGAUGAUUCUUCUAUACCAAUAAAUACCCCUCUGUCAUCGUCAGGAUCUAUGAUGCAGCAAUCUAGACGACUGAGUCAGCGAUCAACACCCCCCUCACCCCCUCCUGUGAGAGAAACAAGGAGAACUAGAGCACCUUCACCACCACCUGUACACUUCACAAGAAGUCACAGAGAAAAAAGUCCCCCAGCUAAAAGACCUAGAAGAUAAAACUGCGAAAAAUCAAAAAGUUGUUAUAUCACAAUAUAGAAAUAAAUAUAUUUCUAGUCCUAAUUUUUACAGUGAUAAGAGAAGAAAGUUUCUAUGAUGUAGAUAAUGAAAAUGUUUAAGUUGAUAAAUAGGUUCAUAUAGUUGUAAAAUGAUUGUAAAAAGUGAAUGAUUAAAAAAAGGUGACUUU
Molecule: messenger RNA, 4555 nt
Organism: Patella vulgata (common limpet)
Lineage: Eukaryota; Metazoa; Mollusca; Gastropoda; Patellidae
Product: biorientation of chromosomes in cell division protein 1-like 1
Exons: 11
Coding region: 79-4368 (1429 amino acids)
Source: RefSeq, a predicted model, not a curated record